AUGAGAGCACAUCCAGAAGUGAUACAAAGAGAAGUACUAGAGAACUAUGUUAAAGACUUCCCCGAAAUAUACAAAGAUAUGAUCCGGCAUUGUGAUCUUUCAAAAUUGAUAUGGGUUCCAUUGAUGUUUAGGUAUCUGUGGGGCAUCAUUUUUGACAAUUUAAGGAAAGGUAACAUCACAGUCGUCGGCAAUGCAAUGCAUCCCAUGACACCUGACCUUGGGCACGACGGCUGUGCAGCUCUAGAAGAUGCAGUGGUACUCGGCCGACACAUUGGCAAUUCAUUAAUAAAAAAUGGAGGACUUGUUCUGAUGGCAAUUGCUCAGGAUUUAGAUGGUUAUGUUCAGGAAAGAAAGUGGCGUGUGACUUGGUUGGCUAUAGGGUCAUAUUUAUCCGGGUGGAUUCAGCAAGGAGGAUCAAAUUGGUGGAAGAAAAUCCUGAGAGAUGUCUUUUACAAGUUCCUCAUUCCCAAGACUCGCAGUGUUACAGAUUAUGAUUGUGGGAAAUUGCCUAUUUUUCCUUCCUCUAGUCAAUUGGACUCAAAGAAAAUAGAAUAA
Messenger RNA from Pistacia vera, 555 nucleotides. Its product is annotated as monooxygenase 2-like. The transcript has a single exon. Lineage: Eukaryota; Viridiplantae; Streptophyta; Magnoliopsida; Sapindales; Anacardiaceae. The coding region runs from base 1 to 555 and encodes 184 amino acids. The record is from RefSeq and is a predicted model, not a curated record.